GGCUGCGGUCUCUGUCUCUUUGCCUCCCGACCCGGGGUUGCAGGGACGAGAGCGGUCGCGCCUCCCGCGGGCCACGGCUGCUCAGAGCAGAAACGGCCUGCUUGAUAUAUAAAUCUUGGUCGACAGCGUGGCUGCAGGCCUCUGGACUGGAAUUCUCCGUGGCUUUCUAAGUGGAGAGUGUCUGGUGUGUGCUGUCCUGGCUUGUGGCUUGCAUCAUGCCAGCCUUGUCAACAGGAUCUGGGAGCGACGCAGGUCUGUAUGAGCUGUUGGCUGCUCUGCCGGCCCAGCUGCAGCCACAUGUGGAUAGCCAGGAAGACCUGACCUUCCUCUGGGAUAUGUUUGGUGAAAAAAGCCUGCAUUCACUGGUAAAGAUUCACGAAAAACUCCACUACUACGAGAAGCAGAACCCCGUGCCCAUCCUCCACGGCGCAGCGGUCUUGGCCAAUGACUUGGCUGAAGAGCUUCAGAACAAGCCAUUAAACAGUGAGAUCAGAGAGCUGUUGAAACUACUGUCAAAACCCAAUGUGAAGGCUUUGCUCUCUGUACAUGAUACUGUGGCUCAGAAGAAUUACGAUCCUGUAUUACCGCCGAUGCCAGAUGAUAUCGAUGAUGAAGAAGACUCAGUAAAAAUCAUUCGUCUGGUCAAAAAUAGAGAACCCCUGGGAGCUACCAUUAAGAAAGACGAGCAGACUGGAGCCAUCGUUGUGGCUAGAAUCAUGAGAGGAGGUGCUGCGGAUAGAAGUGGUCUUAUACAUGUUGGUGAUGAACUUAGGGAAGUGAAUGGGAUUCCAGUCGAGGAUAAAAGGCCUGAGGAAAUAAUUCAGAUUUUGGCUCAAUCUCAGGGAGCAAUUACCUUUAAGAUUAUACCCAGCAUCAAAGAGGAGACUCCAUCUAAAGAAGGCAAGAUGUUUAUCAAAGCCCUCUUUGACUAUGACCCUAAUGAGGAUAAAGCAAUUCCAUGUAAGGAAGCUGGGCUUUCUUUCAAAAAGGGAGAUAUUCUUCAGAUUAUGAGCCAAGAUGAUGCAACGUGGUGGCAGGCAAAGCACGCGGAUGAUGCCAAUCCCAGGGCGGGCUUGAUUCCCUCAAAGCAUUUCCAGGAAAGGAGAUUGGCUCUGAGACGACCAGAAAUACUAGUUCAGCCCUUGAAAGUUUCCAACAGGAAAUCAUAUGAGGAAUCAGUUGAGUGUGAGGAAAUUAAAGAAGAUGCUGAAUAUGCUGGUAACCACAGUGGAACGUAUAUAGCUGGUUUUAGGAGAAGUUUUCGUCUUAGUAGGAAAGAUAAGAAAACAAAUAAGUCCAUGUAUGAAUGCAAGAAGAGCGACCAGUAUGACACCGCUGAUGUGCCCACAUAUGAGGAAGUGACGCCGUAUCGGCGGCAAAUGAAUGAAAAAUACCGGCUUGUAGUCCUGGUUGGUCCCGUGGGAGUAGGUCUGAAUGAACUGAAACGAAAGCUGCUCAUCAGCGACACCCAGCACUACGGAGUGACAGUGCCCCACACAACCAGAGCAAGAAGAAGCCAGGAGAGCGAUGGUGUGGAAUAUAUUUUCAUUUCCAAGCAUUUGUUUGAGACAGAUGUACAAAAUAACAAGUUCAUUGAAUACGGUGAAUACAAAAACAACUACUAUGGCACAAGUAUAGACUCCGUGCGGUCUGUCCUCGCUAAAAACAAAGUUUGUUUGUUGGAUGUUCAGCCUCACACAGUGAAGCAUUUAAGGACCCUAGAAUUUAAGCCCUACGUGAUAUUUAUAAAGCCUCCAUCAAUAGAGCGCUUGAGGGAGACAAGAAAAAAUGCAAAGAUUAUUUCAAGCAGAGAUGACCAAGGUGCUGCAAAGCCUUUCACAGAAGAAGACUUUCAGGAAAUGAUUAAAUCUGCACAGAUAAUGGAAAAUCAGUAUGGUCAUCUUUUUGACAAAAUCAUAGUAAAUGAUGACCUCACCGUGGCAUUCAAUGAGCUGAAAACAACUUUUGACAAAUUAGAGACAGAGGCCCACUGGGUUCCAGUGAGCUGGUUACAUUCGUAACUAAGGGAAACUCCCACGAUCAGCGUUUUGUAGAGUGCAUGAUGAAAUCUGUUACUGUCCCGGUGGCAGGGUUUGUUAGUCUAUGUCACUGCUGUAGACAUGCAGUCUUGCUUAAAACUGAAUGUUGGUUUUGUUUGUAUCUUUCUCCAGCCUUACUUCAAGCACAGUAUUUGAGUAGAAGAUCCAGAAUCAAAAUUUGCAUAGUACCAUCUUUUGAGCAGAGCUUUUGAACCUUUUGGUUGUCUUUAACAUACAGCUGUAUCUCCAAGAGGAGGUUGGACUUUUCAGGGAGAAACAGCCAGGGAAUUGAUACUGGAGGUGUGCUUCGUUGGGUCUCAGAUGUGGUCCCUCCAUCAAGUCUGGACGCUCACAGCUGAAGGUAUGACCUUCACAGCCGUGAGCAGCUCCAGGCAAACAGGACAGCUUUGCCGUUCUUCCGAUGGGUCACUAGGCUCACCUGGGCUGACAGUAAGGCAUCCUCUUACUAUUCUAAAAGCGCAACCUUUUUCUUACAUAUCUACAAUAUAGUCAGUGUAUUUAAGGAAUUAUGACACAUUUGCCUUAGUGAGUGGCCUGCAUGUCAUAGCUUGAGAAGGCCUCUUAGGACUACGGAUCAGUGUCUCAAAUAUUUAAUGAGGGAAGGUAAAACUUUUUAAAAUGAUUGUAUUUGUCACUAAAAGCCCUUCCUUAAUGGGAUUAGUCUUUGUAAGUAAGGUUGGUGUUCUCUUGGGGCAAGUCAUGAUUACAAAGGACAUUUUUAUUUGUAAAUCAUCAGACAGGAUUUCUGCAGUCACCAUCCAAUAAAUCAUAAGAAUGUGAUUCCUAUUCCAAAAGUAGGUGUUUUACCUGUUACCAAUACAGUUAAAAUGUGAUCAAUUUUCACAUGUGCAAUUGAUCAUAUAUUUUAAAUUGCACUAAGAUGUAUUUUAGAAAACUUUCUGUGUAAUGUUAACUUACCUCUUCAUCAUCAAAAUAAUUCUUAACACUGGUCAGGUGCCAUCCUAAUCUUACCAUUUUUAAAGAAUUAUAAGAAAGACUCUGUAUUAUAAAUAUUUAGAUGGGUUCUCAUUUUUGCUUCUUGCUACUGAACUUCAGCAAAUAAAUCACAUAGCUCAAGAUACUAGAAAGGGCCGUAAGUUGUAUAAGAGAACAUGUCUUGCCGUUCUUGCAUGCACUAAGACCCUGCCAAUCAAAAAUCAUUGCAUCUGUGACUUUCAAACAGAAAAUAUUUUUUGUUGAUUUGUAAAGAGUUUAGAUGUCAUGUUUAAAGAAAAAAUAGAAUGUAGUGAAAUUUUAUAUAUUUAUGAAAUCUCUCAAAGGCAUAUUUUUUUAACAAUCAAAUGGAGCUAUUCAUAAAUUGUAUGUAAAGAUGUCAUAAUUUAAAAUAGUUUUAUAAGUCAGGGUCAACAUUCCAUGUAAAUAUUUGACCUUUGUUCAUACACAGAUCGACCCUCAAGUGUUAUACGCGCACCACCACUUGGU
Messenger RNA from Lontra canadensis (Northern American river otter), 3503 nucleotides. RefSeq names its product membrane palmitoylated protein 7 (gene MPP7). NCBI's taxonomy places the organism in Eukaryota, Metazoa, Chordata, Mammalia, Carnivora, Mustelidae. Bases 216 to 2021 code for a protein of 601 amino acids. The record is from RefSeq and is a predicted model, not a curated record. The transcript is spliced from 20 exons. Gene Ontology annotation, biological process: protein localization to adherens junction. Gene Ontology annotation, molecular function: protein binding. Gene Ontology annotation, cellular component: cell-cell junction; plasma membrane.